CGAGGCUUUCCCGGCAAGGUUAAGAGCAACACUUGGUUCUACGAGUUCACGAGCGAAACACGUUUUCAGUCAUACCGUUCCAGCUCAGCGUUUGACCGCUUGAACUUGAACUUUUUUACGCGGCGUCGGACACCGGUCAGUUGUACCCCACUCUGUUCACUAUUUCGCAUUUCGGACAUUUUAAUUUUGUGAUUCCGCAAUUUACUUUGGUAACAUAUUCCACUUUCGAAUCCCCACCUGUUUGAAUCUCAGUGCUGCAAGGGAAAAAAAGAAAGGAUUUUUGUGAUAUGUGUAUUUUAUGAAUUUCUUUUUGUGUUACUUUUCAAGAACUAGAAAGCAAGGAACUGGCCAAUAUUUAAAGCAAGAAUUUGGAAAAUUAUUAGAAGUUGUUCUUCUGAUCCUGCCUGAGAAAUGUAGAUACUUUUCAUAUCUUCAUACAUCUAAAAUGUUUUAGAAAGCCAAAAUUCACUUCUCUCAUACUGAGUUCAGGCUUGAAAUGCUGCGAAAAGCGAUGGUUGACCCUCACGCACCUGAUGAAUGGACACGGUAUUAGAGAGUCCCUAGAAUGGAAGAUGCUGGCAGUUGGGACCUUAGCACCAUCAGGGAGGAGGAUUUCGACCAACUGGCAGUGUAUCUUGUAAGAGAUCAACCAUGUGAGGAAGAUUGUCUGAACCGGGCAGAGGCCAGCUUGCCCAGGAACCUCAUCCUCAAGGCCUCACCAUCCCUAGGAGGCGAUGUGCAGGGAAUUUGGAGCACCGACUACAUACCAAGGGGCACUCGAUUUGGGCCCCUUGUUGGUCACGUGUACAGACAGGACGAGGUGCCACCAGAAGCGAACAGAAAAUUUUUCUGGAGGGUCUACAGCAGUCCAGACGAUUUCUAUUACAUCGAUUGCCUGGAUGUUAAAAAGUCCAACUGGAUGAGGUACGUGAAUCCUGCUUAUUCGACAGAGGGACAGACCUUGGUGGCUUGCCAGAUCAAACAGCAGAUCUACUUCUACACCUGCCGGCCUGUGCUUCCUAAUGAGGAACUGACUGUGUGGUACUGCAAGGAAUUUGCCCAAAGACUUGGGUAUCCUCUCACUGGGGAACUUAUGCUACUGAGAAUCAGACAACACAUGGAUCUGGGAUCCUCGGCAUCAGCUUUGCCAUGCAGUGAGAGCCGUGUAACAGAAGAAGAUGAUACUUAUCCGCAAAAUUCAGCGCCUGAUCUGCCCCACCCGCCUUCAGAAGGUCAUCCCCCGAAUACAGAAGCAGGCGAGAAGGACAGCUGCGCUCGCAGCGAUGAAGGAUACCAUAGUCAUGGUAGUCACGAUGAUCCGUUGACGCCCCCAGAGGGUGACAUCUCAGAUGAAGACUGUGCUUUAGACUUCAGCACUAAGGAGAAAGCUUCUAACGCCCUUGAAUCACGUACUGAGGCUAAAACCAGAGAAUCAAAUGAAGGUCAUGGUGAAGAUGUUGCUGAUGAAGAUUAUAAAAAGUUUCGCGACGCCAAAUUCAAAAUGUUUAAGGCUUUACAUUACAGAAGCAAAACAGAAAAGAAAGAUGAAGUGGAUGGAGAUAACGCUACAGCCCAAUAUUCUUCUUCAACGCUGAAUGAAAAAGAGUUAACGACGCCUCAAAGACCUGUCAUUGUGACCCCUACUUUAUCAUCUCAAGAACAGAGUGUUACAACUGUAGAGGUGCAAAGACCAAACUCUAACGAAACAACGGAAGCAUCCCCAAAUUCUCGACUGCAUGAUGGAUUGUCUAAAAGAGGAAAUUCUGCAUUCGUAGCUUAUGAAAGUAGUUCCGCAAAGGCUUUGAGAUCACUAAUUCCUAACAGUGGAAGGAUUUCUCCACCAAAUUUAAGCCCUCAGGACGGAACACCUUCGCCGAGAAUACUGGAGAAUUUGCUUCUUCGACAGCGAGGUGAAUUGUGUCGGUCACCUCCUCUGGACAGUGUACCUCACCUGUCGUAUUCACGUCCUCCUCCUAUAACAGAACCAGUUCGAGUAAUUGUAUCUAAUGAUACUUCACCUAGAUCGGAUCAGCAAAUCAGUAGCACUCAUCAGUCUCCACCCAGAACAGAACUGCCUCUCCCCGUUUAUCCGCAAAAGAAAGGACAAACUCUGCAAUAUGGAGGAUCAAGUCCAGAAAUGAGAAGUCCUGAUUCCACAGACAAAACUUCAGCCGCCUUGAAUAGGCACAGCCCUCCAUAUCCAUUAGCAGCAUCUUCUGCAAGCUAUGUUUACAGCAUGCCACCUAUGUUCUCACCAGCGCAUUUUAAUAUGUACGCUUAUUCCUUAUCAUCAGAAGGUCAAGUUAACGGUUUCGGGUCCAAAGCGGCAGAAUAUGCUCAAAACCAUCAUCAUCCUCAGACACAGUUUCUGUCGCGAGUGCCCUUGAAGCCAAAAUCUCCGUACACAAAUGGAAUUACAUCCCCCAACCAUAAUCAUUUGCAGAAUCCAUCGCAAUCACCCCCACAAACAGGGACUCUUCUGUUGAAUGGUCACGGAUACCAUCACCAGAUGGGAGACCGCACCAGCACCAGCCCUACAGGUUCGUCUGGUUCACAUUCCAGUGCACGCGGUUAUCGAUCUCUUCCUUAUCCAUUGAAGAAAAAAGAUGGUAAAAUGCACUACGAAUGCAAUAUCUGCAUGAAGACCUUUGGACAAUUGUCUAACUUAAAAGUACACCUCAGAACCCACUCCGGUGAGCGUCCUUUUAAGUGUUCGGUGUGCACAAAGAGUUUCACGCAGCUUGCUCAUCUUCAGAAACAUCACUUGGUACACACUGGAGAAAAGCCCCAUCAGUGCGAAGUGUGCAAGAAACGCUUCAGUAGCACAAGCAAUCUAAAGACACAUCUGCGAUUACACAGUGGCCAGAAACCAUAUGCUUGUGAUCUUUGCCCGGCUAAGUUCACUCAGUUUGUGCAUUUGAAACUCCACAAGCGUUUACACACCAAUGAAAGACCAUAUACAUGCCAGACGUGCAAGAAGAAAUAUAUCAGUGCGUCUGGCCUGAGAACGCACUGGAAGACAACAUCCUGCAGGCCGAAUGCUGUGCCUCUGGAAGGCAUGGAUCUGGAUAAGGUUUAUGAUUACAUGUCAUCUGAAGAUUACAGUAAUUUAGACGGCAGUGGUAGCGAGGACAUGUCAGAAAUCAUGGUGAACGGUGAGGAGGGCAGUGCCCCGCCGUCCCCUGAUUGUCAUUCUACUGUGUCCAUGCAUAUUCCCAGACCCAACGGUGAAUGUGUGAUGGCAAACUGAUCUGACGUGAUAGCAAAAUCAACUAACUUAUUUAUGUAGGGAAAGCGGGACUUUUUCCAGCUAAUACUCACGAAGUGAUAAUGAGUGCUGCUCUUGUUUGUUACCGUUAUUCUUAUCUUCUUCGUAUCUGUGUCUUUGUGUAUUGUGUACAGAAAAAAUCUCUUAUUUAUUGAAUUCAUAAUUCAUAGAAAAAUUGACGUUCUCUUAGCUUUCGUGUUAUUUAUUUACAGAGGGUUCAAAGUUUUGUUUACUUUGACAAUUUUAAAAGAAAUAUAUUAUUUUAAGUGAAAUAUGUGAGUGUUCGUCAUUCAGAGGUUUGUUUUAUUUUGCAUCAUUCUCAACCCACGAAAACUUAAAAACAUGCUUUAAAUCAUUUUUAUCCGGAGACUUUUCUCUUGAUUAGAAAAUAAUUUUUAUGAAUAUUCUUAGAUAACUUUAGAAAGUAUCGUCAUUGUUAUUUUGAAUUAGUUCUUUUGGAUAGAGAAUAAAUAAAUUAACAAUACUGCUUUCUAUGAAAUGCAUGGGUAGAAGUAUAUUUUGCAUAACUAUUAAAGAAAAUCUGUUAAUAUUCUGUAGAAUUAAUGAAACAUUAAACAAUAUCAUCAUCUAAGUGUAGAUCAUGCUACUCUUAAUUUAAAAUCUUUUUACGUUAGAACAUAGAUAUAAUUUUAAUUCUUAAAUGCGUUAAAGCAACUACUUUGUGGAUGAAUAUUAUUAUUAUUUAGUGAGUAAAAUGUGCCAUUGUUUCUCUGCAAUUCAUAAAAUGAAGUCUCUGCAUAAAAUUUGUGAUACACUCUUAAUAAAGUGAAAUGAAAUUUUUAAUCAAUAUUUCUAAAUAAAUCCUGUAUUUAAUAUGACAAAUAAAGAAUUCAAUUUAGAAAUAAAAGUAAAGUAAUAAAAGCUUUCAGUACAAAAUUUAUUUUCUUAAUCUGAAACAAAAUCUCAUAUAUUUGUUUAAACUUUUAUCGAUGUUCUUAUUUUCAAACUUCACUGCCAUGGUUUUAUUAAUGUUUUUAUUUGUUUAGAGUAUUUAUAUUUCAGUCCAUAAUUUAUAACAAAUAUUAUAUAAAUGUUUGGAUUUGCAAUGUUGUGAAAGAGGAGGAAACUUUGAAUAUUAUUAUCUCAUUCCGACUAUUUAAAAUAGUCCGACUAUUUAAAAUAGUCGAGUCACUUAAACAUUUUGAUAUGAUACUGUGCGCUAUAUUUAUUAAACAGUUAACGAUCUUGCCAGUUAAUUCUACAUAUUAUAUUAAGCGAUUAAUUAUGAAUUUUAGUGUGCAGUAAAUGAUUAUGUACUUCAUUGCUUUCAAUUUUGGAGUAAAGUAUGCAAAGAUUAAAAACAUUGUUUUCUAUUCCAAAGACUUUCUUCUUAAUAUUAUUAAUUAAUUCAAUAUCCUCCAAAAUUUAUUUUGCAAGAUAAUUUUAUGUAUAUGUAUAUUUUAUAUUCAGUUAUAAGUUUUUUAAAAGGUAAAAUGUUCUCUGAAAAUACUAUAAAUGUUUUUGAUGUGACAGUAUCAAUGGUGCUAUUUUCAUUUAAAUUUCAAGAUUAUUUACGAAUGAAUUUAAUAAAUAAAGUUAUUUUCAUUUGUAAGUUCACCUUUUUUAUUGUUUUUCUGCUAAGUAAAUUAAUUAUACUAAAUACGGCUAAGUAAAUUAAUACCGAAAUGUAAUUUUAAACUCUUACGUUCAUGAAGAAUUUAUUUAUAAAUUAAUUUGUAAUCGUUUCUUUCGAAAUGCGUUGCAUCUUUUCAUUUGAAAUGAAAGUAAAACAACAGUUAUAGCUUAGUUUUAAAUCCAAAAACAUUGAAUGCAAAACUUACAGGUCAUUAUUUGGAAUAAAAUUCAUAGAAUGGUUCAUUUUUUCCAAGAUAUUACAACGCUCAUUCAUUGCAACAGUACAUUGGUCUUAUAUGUACAGCACGUUUUCAGUUUCAUAAUUGUAAAAACAAUUUGAAAAAUUAACAACUCAGUGUACGUUUUGAGAAAUGCAACAAAUGUCACUUUAUUUUCAUUCGCACUGCUACUUAAUUUUUUCAGUUUCCUCUUCAUUCAGUUUGAUUGUAUUAUCAGUUCGCUGGUGAGAUGGAUCUUUAAAUGUUUUUAUUAGUUUCUUUUAGUAUUUUUUAUCAUUGAAUUAUGUGUUGUUCAAAAAUAAAUUCGCAUUACUUUAUCACUGAUUCAUCCUGUGUUCGUCUGAAGAUAAAUGAAAGAAGUUAUAUUGUAAAUAGUUACGGUACAGAGAGAAAGUAACAGUUCUGUAUGAAAUUCUGAAAAGAGACUUACUGAAGUUAUUGUAAGUAUAGAGGCUGAUAUUUGAAACGUAAUCUCUAAAAUAAGAAAAAGCUUUUUGUAUAUUAAUGAAAAUAUAUUUAUCUAAAUAACAGAAACUGUAAAUCCCUUUACUUGUAUAAAACAUAAGAAUUUAUUGAAACUAUUCAAAAGGUCAUGCAUUUUAACCAUUAAGCUAUAGUCAUGCAUAUUUAACAGUAAACUGCAGGAUGUGUCAGAAAUAUUUCACCACUAAAUAUCUCUUGAAUAAUUCUCAUAGAGACAUGGCUAUAGUUCAUAAAAUGGAUCAAAUAAAGUAGGUCUUCGUGUUACGAUUUUGAUAACAUGUUACCUUUUACAAGAGUAUACAGAAUUUCGAUUUUCAAAUGUAUCGUCUGCAAAGAAAAUUCCAAUUAGAAAACUGCUAUUUACCUCGCUAAAAGUUAUAAAAAACGCCUGUACUCUGUAAGAUGCAAAACAUGUUGAAAAAAUAAUAUUAAUUUAUAUUAACUGAAGUAUGUGCAGCAAUAUUGCCUAUAUUAAACUAUAUUUCUAUCAUCAUGUAUUAUGUACUCAGCUGUUACAGAAACUGCAUUUUUAUUUUUAUGCAUUUAUUUGAAGUUUUUCUAUGAAUACAUUCUUUAAACUCUCUGGACGAACUGAACUCUUUAAACUCUGUAGACGAACUGUGUAUAUUAAAAAGAAUGAAUAGUAUCGUAAAAAAUGUGAACAAAAAUAUAAAUACAGCACAAAAAUCGCAUUUGUGUUGACAGCAAUAUCAUAGCUUCCAAAUUUUCUUAAUUCUUGAUUAAGAUAGGAGACAAUAUAAAAUUUCAAGUCAAUUAAAGUAGGUAUUUGGUUCAUAUUUCAAACAGAACUGUUACUCUGGGAAUUCUGACCAAAGUUGUAAAUACUCAGAAUUUGUGAUAUGGCAACCACCAGGAUAAAUAUGGCCGCUUUUUUCCCAAUUCUUGCAUAUAUUAUUGCAUGUUCGUAUGUUUACAUUUCCUAUUGAACUUUCAAUGUAAAUCAAACAUUCAUUCCAUUCAAUUUAUUUUCUCUUUUGUAAGUUCUGUACAUAGAAAAAAUGAGAUUGAUAUUUUGUUGUCGCUUUCGGCUAUUGUUAAUAUAUAUAUAUGAAAUUUAUUUCUCGAAUCAGUACAGUGUUUAAAACAUAAUCGUAAAGUAUAAUCUUAUAUACUAUGCGUGAAAUCUCAUAGCAUGCAUAAUAUCUGAGGUUUUGUAAAAUUUUAUUCUUUCCUUUCAGAUCUGAAUUCUUUUUGCAUGUGUAUUUAAAAAUUUAGUUGUAUUUAAGGAGAAUUUAAUACAGUCGUGAUAAUUUUAAAUUAGAAUAAUGCUUUACGAAUGAAUGAAAAUCCCACUGCAACAAUUUGGGAAAAUCUUUUAGUAAAGCUGGCAUCAUUUGCUAGUAACUCAGAAUCCUGAUCGUCUGAGCCUUGUAUUAAAUACAUUGCUGUAUUACUCAAGGCAAAACUAUAAUUAUAUUACUUCAGGUAAUCAGGAUUUUGCGUUAUUUUAAACAAACUAUUGAAUGAAUAUUUGAAACUUAUUAAAUAAUUGGAAAAUGAAAGCUAAAUCUUCAUGUAGCUGUUAAAAUGUUUUCCAUCAGUGUCAAUGAAAUUUUAUGACAUUCUGGUUUAUCAUAUUCUGUAAAUUUAAUGAUUGGUAUAAAGUAUUUUAUUUUUAUUUAGAUUGUUAAACAUAGAUGUUGUAAAAUAUUGCAAUGCGUUGGGAAGAAGCGGUUGUUUAGUUUGGCUUUUUCAAGUUGAUCAAGCAUUAUUUGUACAGGAAUAAGUUUUCAAAGAGCAUGUCCGUAAAUGUGAAAAAUCAGGGAACGAUAAGCAACCUUUUCCAUUACGGUUAAGGAUAAGCAAUAAGAACAUAGUAGCACAUGUACUUCAAGGUAAUAAAUCACUGCUGCUUUCUUUUAUCUGAAGAUCUUUCAUCUUUACGGAAAAUGUAAAUAUCUUGUUUGUAGUAAGAAAAGAUGUAAACAAAAUGGUGAGCAUAAGGUAAACCAGAAAUAAUUGCGUAAUUUUGAAAAUUAGCGGAAGGAUAUUUUAUUUACUUGGCAGAAUAUUGAACCAGAUAGAAAAUCUGCAGUUUUAGCCCAAUGGCUAGAAUUUCAGUUUCUCUAUAUGGUCUCUAUACUUCGUAAAACAAAUAUUUUCUCUAUUUCUCUUAAAAUUACUGCUGAAUUUUGAUCUCUUCUGAAAAGAUUGUAUUGAUUUGCCGGAAAUAAUUUUAUGAGUGUUAUAUAAAUCCAUGCUUAUGUCAGUCUUUUAAUGAAGUCGUUAAAAAGACGAGUUGUCUGCGCAGUUGACUAUUUAAUGAAUAUUUAUGCAGCUAAAAACCUUGUAGAGACAUUAGGUUAUUUCGAGGCCGGAGAGGUGAAAAAUUAGCAACCGCCUUCGCCGGCAAUCGAACCGCGGACCUCUGGAAUACCGGCCCAGCGUGCAGAACUACACCACGAAAGCACGCUAGGAAAAUGGGAGAAAUACCUUAUAACCUUUAAAACAAUAAUUCAAAAUUCCCGUCUAUUCCAUUUCUUUAAAGACACUUUUACAUACUGCUUUUGCGUACAACACAAUUCAUCAAUACAUAAAAGCAUUUUACGCUUGUAUAACAUUCUGUCAGUAUGUAAAAACAUUCUUUUCUGUAUAUAUUACAUUUCAUUAAUACGUAAAAUCAUUUCCUCACAUACAUGUCACAUUCGGUCAGUAUACAGAAGCAUUGUUGGCGUAUGUAUCACAUCCCGUCAGUGUGUAAAAGUAUUUACCUUUUACUCUACGUUCUUCUAAGACGGAGAACAAGUUUUAUUGAACUCAGAACAUUUUGAAUAUGAAUUAUUUUAGCAACGUUAAAAUUAGUGAAAACAUACUUUGAGAUUUAGAUUAUAAUAUAAUUAUAUUCUAGGCUUAUCUUCAAUUAUUAUGAAAAUUCGGGAAAUGACUUUUCACAGAAGAUGAAUCUUUCAAUGGGUCAUACGUCAGCCAUAAGAACGACAGGUGAUAGCGAACAUUUUAAAUAUAAUAUAACCAAAAAGUAAACCAUAAUCGCGUUUCUUCUCUCCUAAUGUUUAGUUAAUUUCUAAUUUAAAUUUGCUCAUGUUUGGACAGAUAUUUACCGUAAAAAAUAGGGAUACAUGACAAGAUAAAAAUUAAACGAACAAAUAAAUGUGCAGACGUUCAAAAUCUCCUAACCCAGUCAUUAAACAAAUAAAUAAAAAAUUUAGAAAUCAACGUUACAUAACAUUUAAAAUAUCCCAGUAUUCUGUUUAACAGCUUGUCUAACAGAUGUUCGGUAAUUUUCUCAUAAAAUCUCCAAAUAAUAUUUGUGAACAAAAAGUAAGGUUUACUUUUAAUUUACAAUUUUCUGCUUUUAUCUUUUUCAUUCUUCUGGUUUACCUUAUCCUGAUAGCAUUGUACAAAGUUCGUACUGAAGGUACACUGAUAGCAAUAUCUUCAACUCUGUUAGAAAGGAAACUUACGUAUGUUUUCAAAACACAGGGUGUUAUUGUCAAACCUUUUGGUAUUACUAUAAAAAAUGCAAUGUUUAAAAGCCAAUAAAAUUCGAACAAAUCCUA
Molecule: messenger RNA, 9125 nt
Organism: Stegodyphus dumicola
Lineage: Eukaryota; Metazoa; Arthropoda; Arachnida; Araneae; Eresidae
Biological process (GO): cell fate commitment; regulation of transcription by RNA polymerase II
Cellular component (GO): nucleus; cytoplasm
Molecular function (GO): DNA-binding transcription repressor activity, RNA polymerase II-specific; protein binding; RNA polymerase II cis-regulatory region sequence-specific DNA binding
Source: RefSeq, a predicted model, not a curated record